Amaranthus tricolor (Joseph's coat) is the source of this 1232-nucleotide messenger RNA. Its product is annotated as dof zinc finger protein DOF3.4. Lineage: Eukaryota; Viridiplantae; Streptophyta; Magnoliopsida; Caryophyllales; Amaranthaceae. Gene Ontology annotation, molecular function: DNA-binding transcription factor activity; DNA binding. The transcript has a single exon. Bases 158 to 892 code for a protein of 244 amino acids. Gene Ontology annotation, biological process: regulation of DNA-templated transcription. The record is from RefSeq and is a predicted model, not a curated record.
UCCUUUUAUAUCCCCUCAACCAAACACAACCUUAAACAUAAACACACAAAAAUUCUCAUUCUCUUCCCUACACUAGCACCCAAUACUCUCUUACUCUCAACUCUCAACCAAAAAAAAACCGGAAAAACAUUCUCUAUUUAAAACCAAACAGACCGUAAUGCCGACAGAAGCGGCGGAAAGAAGGGCGGUUGUAAGGGCACAACAAAUGGGGGCCCCACUACCACCGGUUGAACAACAGGACCCACUUCCAUGUCCACGCUGUACUUCACUUAACACCAAAUUCUGUUACUAUAAUAACUAUAAUUUUUCACAGCCACGUCACUUUUGUAAGGCUUGCCGUCGUUACUGGACUCACGGUGGGACCCUCCGUGAUAUCCCCAUUGGUGGUGGAUCUCGCAAAACCGCUAAACGCUCUCGUACAUCUUCUGCUUCUUCUGCCACGUCGACUUCUUCUAUCGGGUCGAUUCUUGAACCCAUACCACUUACUCAGGCCCAAGCCCAAACCCAAACCGAAUCCCAAUUGUUUGUUUCUCUCCCUUCGAUUGGGGGUAAUGGUGGGUUUACGUCGUUAUUGAGUGGUGGUGGUGGUGGGCCCACAUCAGGGAUUUUAGCUUUAGGUGGGUUUGGACUCGGGUUAGGGCUUGAUGAUGUUGGGUUUGAGCUUGGACGUGGAGUGUGGGCUUUCCCUCAUCAUGAUGUUGGCCCGUAUGAAAACUGUGGUUCUGGUAAUGGUGACGUGGAAGGCGGUCAUCGCGGCGGAAUUCAAAGUGGAGGAAGUAGGAGUGACACGUGGCAAAUGGAGAGUGGUGAAGUAGUUGGGUUUGUUGGUGCUGAUUGCUUCACUGCUUUACCUGAACUUGCUAUUUCCACCUCAGGCAAUGGUCUCAAGUGAGAAAUUUUCAUAUUUUUAUUUUCAUUUUCCUUUAAAAAAAAUGAAAUUAAAAGAAAAAUGAAAAAUAUUUUAUCUUUUAUUUAUACUAGUGUAAUGUGAAGGUGGGUCUAGCUGUAAUUUUGAUGGUGGUAAAUUAGGGUAGGUUAAAUUAUAAGAAGUAUGGUAAUUGGUAUGUUUAAAUUGGGUUUAUAAUUGACCUGCCAUGAACAGCUUAAGAUCAUACAAGUAUUAUCAUGUGUAAUUCAGUUUUGGUUGUUGUAUCUUCUUAUGCUUUAUUUGCUUAUGUUGUUCCAUGAAUGGGCUCUAAAUCCUUGCUUAAUGAAAUUAAUAUGAAUGUGGA